AUGGAGCUGACUCGCGCAUGGCUGCUCCAGAACGUGCAGCCAUAUGCCAGCAAGGAACGGGUGUAUGCAGAUGUCGACGCUGUGCUCCUGAGAUACCCGACUUUGAGGCCUAAAUCCGAUGUAUACACCUUCGACGACGGUCGCAGCCAGUUGCUGCUCUGUGUCCAUGGCCUCCUGCCGAUCACUUAUCGCCACGCGUCCUACAACAUUCCCCUCAAUGUCUGGCUAACAAGGGACUAUCCCCGUCACCCUCCCUUGGUCUAUGUAGUUCCCACCGCCGACAUGCUCGUCAGGCCUUCCAAGGCUCUCGAGGUCAGUGGCCGUUGCAACCACGAAUAUCUGCAGCACUGGCAGCGCAAGGACGAGGGUUGUAGUCUACUUGGGUUGUUACAAGAUCUACAAGACAACUUCUCGCGUGAGCCUCCGGUCUAUGCGAAACCCAGACAACAGGCGCCAGCUGUGAACGUGCAGGCAGCGAGUCAGUCAGGUGGACCUCCGCCAGUUCCUGCGCGUCCGCCUCUCCCACAAGGGUCAUAUCAGUCAGCCCCAUUAUCUCCUCCAAGGCCGCCUCCUCCACCUAUCCACCAGCACGCGGACCCUUCCCAGAUCCGUCGAUUCUCACCCCACGGAGCCUUCACUCCUCCUCCCGCCCCACCACCACCACCGCCGCCACCACCACCACCACCCUUACCGCCUCAAUUAUCCGACACCGUCCGUCCUCCUUUUGCUGAAACAAAUCCCAUCGGUCGUUCAGGAUCGGCUUCAGCAGACGGCAAUAACAAUUCAUACCCUCUCUAUCGUCCUCCCAUUGCAAAUAUCCGCCAGCCUGAUCUGCAAGGACAUAGCGUUUCACCGACAACCAAUCAUACGGCACAGCCCGUUUUAGCACCGCCACCCGUGCCCCCUGCGCCCCUUAUCGCCAAUGCAGUGCAACAACUCGCUCAGCCAAUCCGGUCCACUCCCAUCCCGGACCUCCUCGAUGACGACACGGAAUCAACACCUUCCACAGAGUGGAUCCAGGCUCCCUUAUCAUCGGCCAACCAGCCACCUCCCCGACCUCCAAAUCCCGAGCUCCUCGAACUUCACCGUCAGGCACUCGCACUUGACGCCGAGAGACUACGAGCUCAUCAGAAUGACCUGUUGGCGGGUGAGCCGGCCAUUCGCGACGAAAUGGCUCGUCUGGAAGCCGUCCGCGACGUAUGUCGUGGGGUCGCUGAGAGAACAAGGCAGGCCGUGCAGAGCACAGAGUCCAAUAUUACCGAGUUGCGACGGAAAGGUGAUCCGGAAGUCGAUGAACUUGUAUGUGCAACUUCUAUCGUCCAUAACCAGCUCAUCAACCUAGUCGCUGAAGACAAUGCCAUUGAAGAUACCAUAUAUCACCUACAUCGGGCACUCAAUUGCGGCAGGAUUGACCUCGAACGGUUCCUCCGUUCCACUAGGGUUCUUGCGGAGGAACAAUUCACAAAGCGGGCGCUGAUUAACAAGAUCUUGGGCGUUGAUGGUCCCAAACGAAUUGAUUGA
Molecule: messenger RNA, 1521 nt
Organism: Coprinopsis cinerea okayama7#130
Lineage: Eukaryota; Fungi; Basidiomycota; Agaricomycetes; Agaricales; Psathyrellaceae
Product: tumor susceptibility protein 101
Exons: 8
Coding region: 1-1521 (506 amino acids)
Biological process (GO): endosome to lysosome transport; protein transport; protein modification process
Cellular component (GO): ESCRT I complex
Molecular function (GO): ubiquitin binding
Source: RefSeq, a predicted model, not a curated record